This is a messenger RNA of Castor canadensis (American beaver), 2437 nucleotides long. Lineage: Eukaryota; Metazoa; Chordata; Mammalia; Rodentia; Castoridae. The record is from RefSeq and is a predicted model, not a curated record.
AGCAACAGCAGCACAGGCGGUACAUGCCAUACUACUACCCUUCCUGCUCUUGUACGCACACCUACCCUGAUGAUGCAGCCUUCACUGGAUAUCAAACCAUUUAUGUCUUUUCCCGUGGACAGUAGUUCUGCUGUUGGGCUCUUUCCAAAUUUUAACACAAUGGAUCCUGUGCAAAAGGCAGUCAUUAACCACACAUUUGGAGUAUCCAUUCCCCCAAAGAAGAAGCAAGUUAUUUCUUGUAACGUCUGUCAGCUUCGCUUUAACUCAGAUAGCCAGGCCGAGGCCCACUACAAAGGAAGUAAACAUGCCAAGAAGGUCAAAGCACUAGAGGCAACGAAAAAUAAACCAAAAAUGGUUUCUUCCAAGGACAGCGCAAAGGCUAAUCCCAGCUGCUCCAUCACUCCAAUCACAGGCAACAGCUCUGACAAAUCAGAGGAUAAAGGGAAGUUAAAAGCCAACGAUUCCAGUCAGCCAUCAGGCUCUGAAGGUGUCUCAUUCCUCCUCAAGUCUGGCUCAACACCCUUGCCACCUGGGGCAGCCGCUUCUCCCUCCAAAAGCACAAAUGGAGCUCCUGGCUCUGUUGUUGAAUCAGAAGAAGAAAAAGCCAAAAAAUUACUUUAUUGUUCACUAUGCAAAGUGGCUGUGAAUUCCCUAUCACAGCUAGAGGCACACAACACAGGAUCUAAACACAAGACUAUGGUUGAGGCUCGUAAUGGAGCUGGUCCAAUUAAGUCCUAUCCUAGACCUGGAUCAAGAUUAAAGAUGCAGAAUGGCAGUAAGGGAUCAGGACUACAGAACAAGACAUUUCAUUGUGAAAUCUGUGAUGUUCAUGUUAACUCAGAAAUUCAACUCAAACAGCACAUUUCUAGCCGAAGGCACAAAGACCGAGUUGCAGGGAAACCACUGAAGCCGAAAUACAGCCCUUACAACAAACUCCAGCGGAGCCCAAGCAUUCUAGCAGCAAAACUUGCAUUCCAGAAAGAUAUGAUGAAGCCUUUGGCCCCAGCCUUCCUGUCCUCGCCCCUGGCAGCUGCUGCAGCUGUGUCCUCUGCGCUGUCACUGCCGCCUCGGCCGUCUGCCUCGCUCUUCCAGGCUCCUGCCAUCCCACCAGCGCUCCUGAGGCCAGCAGGGCAUGGACCCAUUCGUGCCACUCCAGCCUCCAUCCUCUUCGCCCCAUACUAACAUCUGCAAGCCCCAAGACAAUGAAGGCCAGUAAGAAAGUUGAGUAGAGCCAAAAGGAUUCAGUGAAGUAAGCAUUUUGUGUUUCAGUAAGUAAUCCCACCAACCUACCCGCAAAAUGCAGCCUGCCACCGAACCCACCUCCAAAGAAAAACGCAUCACUAGAUUCAAGAGUAAUGUGAUGGCCCGCUCCUGUCAUUUAGGAUUUUGAGCACAUAGGCUUUAUCCUCCCUGCCCGGUCCCACUCCCAUUUACUCCAUUCAAUUGGUGUACCUGAGAUAUUUGGUUUCUUAAACAAGUAUCGAUCAAAAAAAGACAAGAAAAGAAAGAAAAUCAGUCUCUAUUUUUCCAUGGGUGUAAUAUGGCUUAGUAACAAUAUGGGAUAUUUUCCUGACAGACUUGAAAACUAGGAUCUUCCUCACAUGUCUGUAAAUAACUCUGGAAUCCAACCAGGCGUAUGCUAGUGUGGAACAAAAAACCAAAUACAAGUGCUUACUUGUGGAUACCACCUUACCAACGGAUCACAACGUUUUCUUUUUUGGUGUACUGUUGUCAACAGGGAUUGUGUACUGUUUUAGAUCCAAGUACUUUGUAUCCUGUGUAGUACUAGGUUGUAUCUCUUGUCUGAAUUCAACAUUUUUAAUUGCUGUGUAAUUGUUAGGAAGCAAAGUAGCUUUGAAUUUUCUCUUUAAGAGAACAAACGAUAAUGUAUUUUCUUUAUUUCACAUCUUAUUUGGAGAUAUUUAAACAAAAUAGAAAGCCAUAUAACAUAGGUAUAUUUACUACCUGUUUGCUAUUUUUAUUUAACUUAUUUUGUAGCUUCCUUACCAGUUUGAGUUGCUAAGCGAACAUAUACAACUACAAAAAGAGCUUCCUAAAUUGCAUAUUUUUGCACCUCCUGUGCAUUCUGCAAGAAGACAAUGACUCCAUGUACUUCUACGUAAUUAUCUUCAUUUUUAACUUGUUUUCAUUUGUAAUGAUGCUACAUAAUUUUGUGGCUCCCUAAUGCAAUAAUGUACAGAAGAUAUAAAGUUUAUAAUUGAACAGUUUGUCUUUCUGUUCACUGAAUAUGUUGCAGGUCACCCACCCAUGUCCCCCUUUCUAAGCUGAUGUCAACAAGACUGGAGUGUUUGUGAUAUCUGGGGCAACAAAAUAAAGUGAACUCUCUUAGAGUAUCUAUAUCGGCAAUCUGUAAAUGGUAAAAUGUCUGUGUAUUUUUUUAAAUGUACCUUUUCAAUAAAAGUACAAAAAAUAAAAA